AACCAAGGUUCUCCAAGGACAAUGACCUCAGCCAUGAAACGCCCAAAACCUGUUAGGGUUAAUGAAGCUUCCCUUGCGUGGAAAGAUAAAGGAUGUCGUCAUAGGGCGGCCCCACCAGCCACAGAAAAACGGGAGCGCCACACCUGCCCCACCAAAAAGACAUGGGGAUCGGCGACUAUGAUCUAAUUCAGUAUCAUUUUGAACAAUGCCCUAUAUUCACCUUAACUCAUGGUUACCCCAGACAAGCCACAGUAAUGCUACGUCAUUUGGGUGUAGAAUCCGACUCCAGGAAUGCGGAUGAAAGCUAUAUAAGCUACUGCUCAACCCGCCCUGAAUGAGUAUUGACCAGAGAUACCCAGCUAACUAAAAUCACUACAACACCACAACAACAUCACCACCACAGCGAAGACUUAUUUUGUUUCAGUUAAAUACCACCAACCGAUCACACAUAAUGUCUGGAAUGUUGCACAAGGUUAAGGAGGCUGUCACUGGUCAUCACGACUCUACCUCCGACACCACCCACACCAAUACCCACACCAACACCACCCACAACACCAACACCGCGAACGCUACCAACAACCACAAGUCAUCCAACCACGGCCCUCACAGCUCGUCAAUUGCCAACAAGCUUGACCCUCGUGUUGACAGCGACCGUGACAACCGCGCUGGCCACCACACAACCACAACUACCGGCCCCGGUGGCACGACUACCACCCACUCCAGCACCCAUGGCCCUCAGCAAGCUCCUGUUGGCGCCGCUGGUGGUGUAGACGCCCCAUUCGGCACAACUGGACAUACUGGUGCCCACUCAACCAAUGCUGGUCCUCACAGCUCCAACGUCGCCAAUAAGGUCGAUCCUCGCGUGGACUCCGACAGAGACAACCGCGCUCGUCACGAGGCUAUGGGUGGUGCUCAUGGCCCUCAUUCGUCCAACUUGGCCAACAAGGCUGACCCCCGUGUUGACAGUGACCGAGACAACCGCGCCGCUGGUCUUGGAGCCACUGGAGCCAUGGGUACUCCUGGCGCCUACGCCACUGGAGCAACCCACGGCACUGGCGCUGGUACUGGCACUGGCCUUGGACAUAGCACUGGCACCGGCGCUGGUGUUGGAACUGGAACUGGUCUUGGCCAUACGACUGGCACCGGCGCUGGUGUCGGCACUGGAACUGGCAUUGGCCAUGGCACUACUACCUCGACCGCUGGUCCUCAUAGCUCCAACCUCGCAAACAAGGCCGAUCCUCGUGUCGACUCCGACAUGGACAACCGUGCCCGCCACCAGGGUCUUGCCAGCAGCAGCUACAACACCUCAGGCGGUAGCACCACUGCAGGCCCUCACAGCUCCAACGUCGCUAACAAGCUUGACCCUCGCGUCGACUCCGACUUGGAUAACCGCCGCAACGUUGGCACCCAGCGCCAUAUCUAAGGUGGUCGAAUGGGCUUUGUAACGAGCGAUGUUUAUGAUUCGAGCGAAUUAGUACCCCUCCUGUCCUUUUCGAGAUGAAAUUCCUCUGGCGAUGAACUCAUAUGCGAUGUAUCUUAAUAAUGUUGCUAUUACCAUAAUACGAUCAACAUUAUAUUAAAUCCACCUCCCACUUUAAAAAAAAAUUGAUAGAUAGAUCCUUUCAUCCCCACUCAAGCUCAGACUCGUAGAAUUUGCUCAUGAGAUGAGUAUGUUGCAGACGAAUAAUCCCGGGAUGGAACAGUGAGGAUUCGUGAUGAAGGGUGUGUGAUCAGCACUAAAUGAAACUGAGGAAAUGUCCUGGCCCCAACAUUGCCC
This is a messenger RNA of Aspergillus caelatus, 1777 nucleotides long. RefSeq lists its product as uncharacterized. The transcript is spliced from 3 exons. Bases 452 to 1423 code for a protein of 323 amino acids. NCBI's taxonomy places the organism in Eukaryota, Fungi, Ascomycota, Eurotiomycetes, Eurotiales, Aspergillaceae. The record is from RefSeq and is a predicted model, not a curated record.